Molecule: messenger RNA, 4840 nt
Organism: Columba livia (rock pigeon)
Lineage: Eukaryota; Metazoa; Chordata; Aves; Columbiformes; Columbidae
Product: bactericidal permeability-increasing protein-like
Exons: 16
Coding region: 552-2042 (496 amino acids)
Molecular function (GO): lipid binding
Source: RefSeq, a predicted model, not a curated record
GUACACAGACUGAAACAAAGGAGUUUUUAAUCUUUUUUCCUCUACUUAAAGUAGUUGAAUACACUAUCUCUGAGAAGACAGAAGAAUUAAGGGAGUGAUUUACAUCAAUGAAUUGGUUGAUGCAUGCUCAGUUACUGAAGAUAAAAAUCAGAGCAAUUUGUCUGCCAUCCAUUGUCAUCAACAAUGCAAUUGGCAGCUUUGAUUUAGACUAUCAGGCAGCUGACAGUUUCCAUCUCUGUCUCAGUCAUCUGACUAACCUUGUACAAUCAAUUCCAGCAUCUGACAGAAGCUUGGGGCUUUGAUGAAACCAAGAAUAUCAGCCUGGGAGUGCAAAAGUAAAGCUUGCUGGUUUGAAAAAGCAGUAUGAAACGAUACUGACUUUUAUUGCCAUGGCAGUUCAGUUGUUUGUUCUUUCAUCUUCUUGCCUGGCAUGCAUUUAAGAGCCAAACAAGAACUUAUUAACUACAAAGCGCUGUAGUGACUACGAUUGCUGUUUUCUGAUCCUCAGUGGGAAUGAAAUUCAUUGAGAAUGAAGUACUUCACCUGCACCGAUGCUUCCAGCAUCUGGUCCCUGUGACAAAGGUGAGAAGAUGCCAAAGACAUGGUAUUCUUUCCUGCUGUGUUGGCUGUCCGUGCCACUUGAGGCUAAUCCUGGUCUUAAAGUGAGGCUUACUCAGAAGGGGCUGGACUACGGCAGAAGGAUUGGGAUGGAGCUCCUGAAACAAGCAGUAUUGAGAGAGACCUUCCCAAGCUGGAGUGGGCAGGAAAGUUUCUCAUUUGUUAAGGUCAACUAUGUCAUUUCCAGGCUCAGAAUUAAUGCUGUAGAUUUCCCAGAAACUUCUGCUUCCUUUAUUCCUGACACUGGUAUUAGUCUGUCAGUGGCAAAUGCUUCUGCUACCAUCAGUGCAGACUGGAGAAUGAACACGUGGCUGCUCAGCAAAGACCAAGGAGACAUAACCGUGUCUAUCUCAGGACUGUUUAUUGCAGUUAUCUUCAACGUGUCAAGGGACAGCACAGGCCGCUUGUCCAUGCUGCUACACAAUUGCCAGAUGACCAUUAAUAGCAUAAAAGUCGAGUUAAAUGGAGAAUCUAGCUGGAUCUACAGCUUUCUGUCUGGUUAUCUUGAGAAGCUCAUUCACACCAAAUUGGAUAAAAAUCUCUGCCUAAAUAUCAAAUACAAAAUCCAAAUUAUGGAUGCACACCUAAAAAAACAUAAGGUCUUAAACCAGAUUGAUGCCUUUGCACAAAUAGACUAUUCCCUAGUUAGUUCUCCAGCAGUCUUCAAAUCACACAUGAACUUGGAUUUGAAGGGCACCGUCUAUCCAGUAGGGAAUCACACAGACCCUCCCUUUGCACCAGCUCCAUUUGCUCUCCCAAACCAGGAUGAUUCCAUGCUAUACCUGGGAGUCUCCAGUUAUUUUCUUAAGUCUGCUUCACUGGCUUACUACAGAGCAGGGGCCUUUAACAUCACCAUAUCCAAAGAGCUUGCUACUACUUUCAACCUCAAUACCGCCUUAUUCAAAGGUCUUGUUCCUACGAUUGCUCUGAGUUACCUACCAGCGUGCCUGAUGCUGCUGAAUCUGGUGGCUACAUCACCACCUGCCGUCAGUUUAAAUGCAGACAGAUGCAUCCUGCAGAUCACUGGCUGUGUAGACGUAUUUGCUGUUCUGCCAAAUUCAACCACCCAGUACAUCUUUACAGGGAACCUAACAGCCAGUACCAGAGCCAAUUUGACAAUAACCAAACAGAAGCUGAUUAUCUCAUUACUUCUGAAGAGGCUCCACUUCUCCCUGCUGCGCUCUACUCUUGGCUUCUCUGACCAGAUGUCACUGGUGGAGAAUUUUCUGUCUUAUGCUUUACGGAGUGCGGUGAUCCCAGUAAUCAAUGAUAAACUAGGAAAAGGAUUUCCCCUUCCUAACUUGGCCGACACUACCCUGACUAGACCUGUAAUAAAAAUGAAUCAGGGUCAUCUGGUGAUUUCCACUGAUGUUCACUACAAACAUGAGGAAGGGGGAGAUGAGGACCUUCACAGCCGCCCCUAAUGUCCCUUUACUUUUAAACAAAAAUAAGUGAAAAAUGUAGUCUUCAUUCUGUUGGCUUGUAGGGAGUAGAUGUUAUAACAUUAGAAGCAUGGUUUUUCAUUACUAUUUUUAGUGUUUUAGUAAAACUUCAUAAUCACUUUUCACAAACUGAAUCUGCUGGUUUUUAGUAGGGAGUGCAGCUGACAGUGUCAGUAAUGCUUUAGAAAACUUGUUGCAGCCUAAUAAGGAGUGACUGGUUCUUUUCACUAGAGUUAUAGACACCACAUUUUAUUAAUUUUAUGAACCGCUUCUUGCAUUGUUUAAUUUAUCUCCAUUAGUGUUAGCAAAACUUUGUAUAUGGAGUGAGACCUUAUUCUUCAUAAGAAUUUCACAAUUUGUCCCUUUGUAACUAGAUACCGAGAGUGGGAACAGAUUUAUAAAAUACAAUGAGUUAUCAUUGAAUUAUAGAAUCAUAUUCAUACCAUCUAGUCCAGAUGCUGACUCAAAACAGGACUAAUUAGAUCAGGUUGCCAAGGGCUGUGUCCAGUUGAGUCUUGAACCCCUCUAAAUAUGGAGGUUUCACAACUUCUCCAGGCAACCUGUUCCAUUAUUUAGCUACUGUCAGAGUAAAAUUUUUUUCCUAAUAAGUGUUUCCCAUGUUCCACCUUGUUUUGUUGCCUUUUUUCCUAUCACCAUAUACUUCCAAGAAGAGUCUGGCUCCACUUUCUCUGUAUUCUCUGAUCAAAAGUUGUAGACAACGAUAAGGUCUUUUAAGCCCUCUCUUCUCCAAACUGAACAGGCCUGAUCUCUCAGUCUUGUCCUGUAGGUCACGUUUUCCAGCCUCCCUUGGUGGCACCUGCUGGACUUCAUCCAGGAUGUCAAUCUCCUUCUGGUAUGGGGGUGCCCAGACUGGACAUAGUACUCCAAAUGCAAGUGUUAAAUAGAGAGGAAGGAUCAGUUACCUGGACCUGCAGACCUAUGUUCAACUUGCUGUCCACUAGGACUCCCAGAUCCUUUCCUGCAGAGCUGCUUUCUAUACAGCCACCAGCCUGUACUACUGCAGGGAGUUAUUUGCUCCCAGAUGCAAGACUCCACACUUGCUUUUGUUAACUUUAUGUGGUUCCUGUCAGCUCGCUUCUCCAAGUUGUCCAGGUUUCUCUGAAUAGCCCUCCAGUAUGUUGACUGCUCCCCCCAGCGUGCUGUCAUUCACUAAGUUGCAAAGAGUGCACCCCAUCCCAGCAUCCAGGUGGCAUUAAACAGUAUUGGUCACAGUACUGAUUCCUGUGGGACCUCCGCUAGUUACUGGGCAACAGCUGGACUUUGCUGAUCACAGCUCUUUGAUUCUGGCAGUCCAGCCAAUUUUCCAUCUACUUUCUCCAGCCCAUAUGUUACCAACCUGGUGAAGAGACUAAGGGAGACUGUGUCAAAGGCCUUGCUGAAAUCAAGGUGUAGAACAUCCACUGCCCUCUCAUUGUCCACAGUACCAGGCAUCUCAUCACAGAAAGCAAUGAAGUCAGUCAGGAAUCAUCUGCCCUUGGCAAACCCAUGCUGGCUGAUCCCAGUCACCUUCUUAUCUUUCAGGUGCUUUAGAAAUAGCUUCUCAGACAUUUUGCUCCAUAACCUUCACAGGGACUGAUGUGAGACUGACUUCUCAUCAUCAGCCUCCUUGACCUUGAAGAGAGGUGUCCUGUCUUGCCUUUUUCCAGUCAUGACAAACCUCUCUCAGGUGCUUUUGAGGACUUUUGAAGGUGAUAGACAGCAGCUUCACAAUGACAUCAGCCAGGCAAAACCUUCAGCUCCUCCAGAUGUAUCCUGUCUGGUCACAUGGAUUUGUGUAUGUCCAAGUGGGUUAAGUGAUCCUGCACUCUCUGUUCCCCUGCUGUGGGUGCUGCCUCACUCCCACAGACUCUGCUAGGAGCUCAGUGACCUGGGAGGCCAGGGGACAAGCCUUGCUAGUAAAAACAGCCUUUUCUAUGUCUCUUGUCAUUAGUCCCCUGGCCCACUGAGCAAUAAGCCCAAAUUCUCCUUAGCCUUCCUUUUGCUGUUGAUGUACUUACAGAAACCUUUCCUGUUGCCCUGCUCCAUCUGAACUUUGGUUUUCCUGACUUCAUUCCUACAUGUGCAAGCAAUAUCAUUGUUCCUUACAAGUAGCUGGCCUCAGUUUCCAUCUUCUGUAUGCUUGCUUUUUGCUCCUGAGUUCACUCAGGAGCUCCAUGUUCAUCCAUGCUGGCCUUCCGCCACAGUUGCUCAACUGUCUGAACAUUGUAAUGCACCCUUCUUAUGCUCUGAGGCAGCCGCCCUUGAAGAUGAGCCAGCUCUUCUGUGCCUCUGGUCUCCAGGACAAUUUCCCACAGAUUCUGCCAAGCAUGUCCCUGAAAUCUGCUCAUCUGAAGUCUAUGGCUGUAAUCCUGUUUUUUGUCUUGCUUGCUCCUCCCAGGAUCUGAAACUCCACAGUCCCAUGCUCACUGCACCAAGGCUGCCCUUGGCCUUUACCUCAUCCAGCAGUUCUUCCUUGUUUGUGAGUAGCUGCAGCUAUUUGAGGGUAUCAAUCUCCAAAUAACUCUGUACCUCUUGUAUUUGUAAAAUGGAGCUGGAAGCUUUCUUUUGUCUUAUGUCAGUGUCACCAGAGGCACGCAACCGGGACGUAUUAAAAGUGUAUGGAAAGGAAAACCAGUCUAAAAAUGUCACACUACAGGAAGUUCACUUCCAACUUGGGACAGAAACGUGACUUGCAUUUGAUUUUUAGCCAAAUCUGUUUAUUUAUCUAACUGGCUGCUACAGUUCUUACUAUAAAUAAAUAAAUAAAUAAAUACUGAAAU